Andrographis paniculata is the source of this 1992-nucleotide messenger RNA. Its product is annotated as rRNA (cytosine-C(5))-methyltransferase NOP2C. The transcript is spliced from 13 exons. NCBI's taxonomy places the organism in Eukaryota, Viridiplantae, Streptophyta, Magnoliopsida, Lamiales, Acanthaceae. The record is from RefSeq and is a predicted model, not a curated record. Gene Ontology annotation, biological process: RNA methylation. Bases 25 to 1824 code for a protein of 599 amino acids. Gene Ontology annotation, molecular function: RNA binding; methyltransferase activity.
GCGGUUUGGUGGGGAAAGGUUUUAAUGAACAAAGGGAGAGGAUUACUCAAAACCCUCUGCCAAGCCAAAACCCCUGCUCUUCGCAAAUCCAAGAUGGAUGCAUCUGACCGAUACUGUUACAACCCAAUCCUGCGCUGGAACCCUCAAGUCGAAGCGUAUUUUGUAAAAGCUUAUGGCGCUGACCAUUUUCAUCGGAUUUCGACGGCUCUCGCGCGGCCAUCUUGUUACUCUUGUAUAAGGGUGAACACACUCAAGUCAACAAGUGAUGCUGUUAUUGAGAAGCUGUUGGCAGUGCUUCAGGAGAGGGGGUGGAAAAUUGAUCAUUCUGACAGAGGGAAUGUUUGUUAUGCCUCAGAUAAAGUUGGUGCUGUACCGGAGGAUUCUGUUGAUCACAAAGAACAUUCAGCAAAAAAAUGCUUUAUGUCAAAGUGUCCGAUACCUGGUCUAAACUAUGUGGUUUUCAUCAAGGGGUCUGGACCACACACUAUUGAUUAUGGGUACCAGGAAGAGAAACCUCCAAAAGAGGUGGUUGUCAGCCGGAAAUGUGCUGAAGCAGUUCUUCGUGGUGCUCAUGUGUAUGUUCCUGGUGUUUUGGCCUGUAGUGCUCAUGUUGAGAAAGGUGAGUCAGUUGCAGUUUCAGUUGCUGUGGAACAACCUGGUACUGAUGGUGGAUGGGGUGUUGGUUUUACCCGAGGAACUGUACUGCAAGGGUCUCCAACAGAUCCUUAUCAUUUUGAGCGAAGCAGCCUCUAUAUCGGUCAAGGAACAACCAUGAUGUCCAGAGCUGGGAUGUUUCGGGCAUCUGAAGGAGUUGCGUUAGAUUUGAAUAACCGAGUAUACCAUCUACCUUCAUUUCAUGAUUUACUUGAAGGUGAAAUAUUUCUUCAGAAUCUUCCCAGCAUCAUCACUGCACAUGCCUUGGAUCCAAAAGAGGGAGAGAAGAUAUUAGAUAUGUGUGCAGCUCCUGGAGGGAAAACCACUGCGAUUGCAAUUCUGAUGAAGGACAAAGGAGAGAUUAUUGCUGCUGAUAGAUCCCACAACAAGGUGCUUGAUAUCCAGAAACUAGCAGCUGAGAUGGACUUAAAGUGCAUAACUACUUAUAAGCUUGACGCACUGAAGUCUGUUCAGCAAAAAGAACAAUCUGGCUUCCAGGAUGUUCCCCAGUGCGGGGAGAGCAAAAGCGAUCAAAGUUCAGAUAUAUCAACACCAGGAAUGCAAGAAACAUUGGAUGCUGCCAUAGAUUGUACUCAUGCCACACUUGAGCAAUCAAGCAAUGGACGAUACACCAGUAAAGCUGCGGUCCGGAAGAGCGUUCGGAAAAUGAGAAAUGGGCCUGGAAGAAACAACUCUUUAGGUGGAAGAGUUGAAAGGUCUAAAGGAUUUUUACCUGCUAGCUUUGACCGGGUCCUACUGGAUGCUCCUUGUUCUGCUCUUGGUCUGAGACCUCGGUUAUUUGCUGGAGAGGAGACAAUUGAAUCAUUACGAACACAUGCUAAGUAUCAGAGACGAAUGUUUGAUCAGGCUGUGCAGCUUGUUCGCCCUGGUGGAGUUCUCGUCUACUCAACGUGUACGAUAAACCCUGGUGAGAAUGAAGCAUUGGUUAGAUAUGCAUUGGACACAUACAGUUUUCUUUCAUUGGCACCACAGCAUCCAAGAGUUGGGGGUCCUGGCCUUGUUGGAGGUUGUGAAUUAUCUGAUGGAUAUAGGGAGGAAUGGCUAAGACCUGAUGAAGCAGAUCUUGUUCAGAGAUUUGAUCCUUCCUCUGAACUUGACACUAUAGGAUUUUUCAUUGCCAAGUUCAACGUUGGUUUCAAAGAUACCUGAGCCUUACUGGAAACAGUUACAUUAUCACCUCUUCUUCCUGCAGAGGGAUUCAGGUUUGAACACUUCAAACUUUCUCUAGUUGUUUUGUAAACUAUACUAUUAACUUAUGACAAAUAUAUUAAAACCCAUAUGCUUCAUUAACUUGUACGAAAUUGUCCUCUCAUUGGU